This is a messenger RNA of Pyricularia pennisetigena, 168 nucleotides long. RefSeq lists its product as uncharacterized. The transcript has 3 exons. The record is from RefSeq and is a predicted model, not a curated record. Lineage: Eukaryota; Fungi; Ascomycota; Sordariomycetes; Magnaporthales; Pyriculariaceae. The coding region runs from base 1 to 168 and encodes 55 amino acids.
AUGUUGGGCUCAGUGGGAACAAACCUUGAGGCGUGGGCGGCAAGCGGAGUCACAGUGCCGGUACCCGCCCGGUUGCGGUGGACACUCGGGAUAGCGGCGACAUUCAAAUGGCAUGUCGAUGCUGUCAACUUGCCUCUUAUCGUCUCACCCAGGCCGACAGCCCGAUAA